AUGGAAUAUUACGCGAUGGAUCGUAAGAAGGGUCUGGGUCCUAAUGCUUCUCGGCGUUGGGGUCGUCGCCUUGAACGUGAGAGCAAGCAUAACUUUGGGAACGUACCAGGCAAUGAAGAUGUUGGGGGUUGCAAUCCAGAGUACAAAUUCGCUGAAACAUAUUUCGAGGAUGAUGAAGUAGCACAAUGGCCACCUGAAGAGAUGCGAAAUCACACCGGUAACCUUGGAUCAUACCUUAGAGGGAAAGACGGUGGGCCUUACGGAUCAUAUAAAUCACUAGAAGGACAAUGGACUUUAAGGGACAUCCCCGUUACCAUCGUUUUUGAUCGCAUCCAAUCUGAUCCCUUCGCACCACCAUCCAACUGUCGUAUACGCAUGCCAAAAUCGAUACACAAUUUUCCAUCGGAUGUCAUUGUUCCCAAGCUGCGUAAUGUAGCUGCGUGUGAUGCUAUAACACGGAAGAUAUGUGCGGAAUUACAACGUUUAGAUAAGCAGGCUAGGUACGGAUUGAAUCGCAGUAAUUUCAUGGUAACCGCGCCAAGUCAAUACGUCCUUCCACGUAAAACUGUGGUUCUGACAGACGAACAUCUAGAAGUGAGACUAUUCGCACAUAUGCCAAGUCAUGGUAGACGGAUUAACGGUCGGGCUGCUGCACAAAUGUUCACUGAAAUCUUGCCUGAGCUAAUACGUACAGCCAUGGAUUUCACAUCGUAUAACCAAAAGUCGUUCUAUGCUCAUAUCCAUAGUGUAGAAGAUCAGGAAUUCUUACGAUCACAGCUGGAUAAUCUAGGCUUGGUUGCCUUUGUUGCGGAUGGAGCUAUUUUGCCAAGAGAGAGUGGUGUUAGUGAUAAACCCCUUCUGGGAAGCGAGGUACAACCAUUCGAAUCUCCAGAUAGUCUGUGUGUAUCUGUAACUCUACCCAACGGUGGUCGUAUCAGUGGUAUGGGAUUGCAACGUGGUGUAAGUUUAAUAGUUGGAGGUGGUUACCACGGUAAAACUACGUUACUCGAGGCACUGCAGGCUGGGUGUUACAACAAGAUACCAGGUGAUGGUCGUGAAUUUGUUGUGACAUCUCCAAAUGCGGUAAAGGUACGGGCAGAAGAUGGUCGCAGCGUUAGCAGCGUUGAUAUUUCAACGUUCAUUGGGAAGCUGCCUAGUGGCAAAGAUUGUACUUCGUUUAGUACAUCUGAUGCAUCAGGGUCUACAUCCCAGGCAGCUGUGAUAAUGGAGUCUAUAGAAAUGGGUUCUGAUCUCCUCCUUAUCGAUGAGGAUAUAUCUGCCACAAACUUCAUGUACCGAGACCAUAUGAUGGACGCAUUGGUAUCUACGGGUUCGGAGCCUAUAACUACAUUUCUGUUACUUGUACAAGCAUUUUACAAGAAAUUGGGUGUAUCCACUAUCCUGGUAUCAGGGUCAUGCGGGCUCUUCAUGGACCAGGCUGACACGGUAAUUCAGAUGAACCAGUACAAGUGUUAUGACAAAACUGAUGCGGCUCGAGAGGUGGUACGCAAUCACCAGGUCGAUUUGACUGAGCCUAUUCGAGCAGCGGUUGCUGGUAACGACCUUUUCGAAACACUUUCAGUGAACAAUCGAGUAGUUUCUCCAGGUAUGUGGUACAAUGGACAAGUGACCCUGCUCGCAGAUACGUUUAAGCGCCCACAACAAAAAGUGCGCCAACGUGGAAUGGGUUCUAUACAAUAUGGCACCGACAAUAUUGACUUGAGUCUUGUCGAACAGCUGGUUGAACCUGGUCAAACAAGUGCGAUUACUAACAUUCUCAUCCAACUAGAGACACUUUUCCGUGAGAAUCGUACUGCUGUCCACAAUAAGACCCUACGUGAACUAUUGGAGCUAUUCUACUGCAGGUGGAGCAGCGCUGACAUUGCUGUCGGCUAUAAUGGAUUAGAUGACAUUAACGGAUUUCGACCUUUUCCAGUGGGUGAUUGUUCCAUGCCUCGAAUUUUCGAGGUAGCUGCGGCGUUAAACCGUAUGCGUAAUUUGGCAGUUUCUGGAUUUAAGAAGCAGCGCUUCAAUCCGCAAGUUAAUAAUACCACGUCAUGA
Molecule: messenger RNA, 2061 nt
Organism: Babesia sp. Xinjiang
Lineage: Eukaryota; Apicomplexa; Aconoidasida; Piroplasmida; Babesiidae
Exons: 11
Coding region: 1-2061 (686 amino acids)
Source: RefSeq, a predicted model, not a curated record